Molecule: messenger RNA, 1718 nt
Organism: Ceraceosorus guamensis
Lineage: Eukaryota; Fungi; Basidiomycota; Exobasidiomycetes; Ceraceosorales; Ceraceosoraceae
Product: NAD(P)-binding protein
Exons: 3
Coding region: 458-1507 (349 amino acids)
Molecular function (GO): oxidoreductase activity, acting on the CH-OH group of donors, NAD or NADP as acceptor
Source: RefSeq, a predicted model, not a curated record
AGAUACUGUAGUAGAUGAUUACGACUGAAACGUGAAUGGCGCAAUCGUGAAUCGAUCGAUGCCCACCCUCUGCUGCCGAAGCCGCUUACGGCCGCAAGGGUCAAGCAGUCACGAAUGCCGUGACAGCUCAGCAGGCCUUACAAAUCAAGCACAAUCACCAAGUCUGGAUAAGCCGGACCCGUGUAAAUCGCCUACGAUUCUGACUGGAGAGGCAGCUUUGCUCGACCUCGUCACACAGCAUCGUGAAUGACGCAACUUGAUGGCCCUCCUGAAUGUCGACGUGACACGAUGCUGCUGGAACCUCUCUCGCAAACGAUUAUAAAACACGAGCGAGCAAGUCCAAAUCGCUUUUGCCGACCGCUUUCCCCGACUUGCCCUAGUUUCUUCACCAUCCGCGCAAGCAGUUGGCGCGCAAAGUAUAUUCGAAGUCCACGCCACCACGGUCAAUCGCAUCAAGAUGACUACCGAUCAAUACACACCCACCUACAUCCUCGUCACCGGCGCAAACGGUCUCUUGGGCGCAGCCAUCAUCCAAUCUCUGCUGGACAAGAAGCUACGCGUUCGAGGCACCGUUCGCUCUCAGCAGCGUGUAGACGAACUGAAAGCCGCUUUUGCAGAGUACGACGAGACGCGUUUAGACUACGUCAUUGUGCCCGAAAUUACCGCCCAAGGGGCAUAUAAUGAGGCUGUGCAGGGUGGUAUCGACGGCAUCAUCCACACCACGUCUCCACUUCCAACGCACUUCAAAGAGAGCAUUGCUGCGACGGGCAAUGCGAAAAGCGGCCUGGACUCUGCGAUUGAGGCUGCCAAAGGCAUCGUAUCUAGUGCAGUCGAGACUGGCACAGUCAAGCAUCUCGUCUUGACAUCUUCGGUAGGCGCUCUCACAACCUCCUGGAUUGAUGAGCGCAACACCACCCUGGGCGCAUCAGACUAUGGCAAAGCGACCUACGAGCAGAUCGCAGUGUCCGACGAUCCCAGCAUCUCCUAUAAGGCCUCCAAGGCGCUCGCGGAAAAGGCUGCGUGGGCGACGCUGAAAGCAGCUGGCGAUCCGUUCCGAUUGACGACCAUCUUGCCUGGUGCAGUCAUCGGACCCGCACGAAUCGGACCUCCCACGACCAGCACAAACGCGAUCGCAUACAGCUUGGCAACCCAAAAGUCUACCGCUAAUCCCAUCACCAAAGUGCCGGCUUACUGGCUGCCCUGGGUAACCUUGCCAGAGAUUGUCGAUGCACACGUCACAGCCCUUGUGACGCCCUCGAGCUCUGGCAAGCGCUAUGUGCUAGCAGGCAGAAAUGUCACGAACUCGGAAUUCCGCGACAUCCUUCUCAAAAGCGUGCCAGGUGCCAAAUCCGAAAACACAGUCGAGGAGACUUUCGACGAGAGCACCGUCAAGUGGGAUCAACAGCUCGCACUGGACGAACUCCUUCGCAAGCCCAAGUAUGAUGAUAUCACUCCAAUCACAGCGUCUGUCCUCAAAGCGAUAGCUACGGCUCCAACUGCCGCUUGAAAGACCAGGCGAUUCACCCGCACGGUAAAGUCCACAGGCUGCUCACCGGGACGUGUAGCAGGCAGACAACCAUAUCUGUAUGUUCUUGUGCGCCUAAACUUUGUUUAGUCAAAGGGUUGCUACAGCGGCUCUCUGCGUUGGAAAAGAUCUUUUCCCGUCUGGCGCUUGUCCCACCCAGUCUGACUUGCUUUCGGCUCGGACGACCUAGAGG